Aureobasidium musti is the source of this 1560-nucleotide messenger RNA. Lineage: Eukaryota; Fungi; Ascomycota; Dothideomycetes; Dothideales; Saccotheciaceae. The record is from the annotation of a GenBank genome assembly.
AUGCCUUCAAACAACAAGUCCCUGGUCCCGCCGCCAAAUCUUUCUAGCCCCCACUCGUCGUCAGCUACCAGUCCUGUACAUAUUUCUAGGGACACAUCGCCCUUUACCGACCUACCCCACCCCGAUGCCUUAGAACUCGACGACUACAAGAAGCACGACGCGCAGGACGACGACGACGAUUUUGCUUGGGACGACAACUACGACGAAGAAGACAGAGCCAUGCCUUCUGAUCUACGGCACUCAGACAGCAGAUCGCAUGCUGCUCCCUUGCUCUCACCAGAGAACAAGCAUCGAGACUAUGCCUCACCUCCAGGCAGUGCUGCUCUGCGGGAGCGUCGCUCACGCCUACGAGAACGCGACCCUGACNCUGACUGCCGCCAAUGCCACCAAGCAAAAUACACAUAUGCUGCCGCCUUUCUGGUCCUAAGCUUGAUAUCCUUCACAAUACAAACAGAGACAGCCGUAUAUAUCCAGCAUUCAUUGCAUUGGAACAAGGCAUAUUGCAUGCUAUAUUUCACCCAUGGCAGCUGGAUCCUGUUAUGGCCUACACAACUAGCCAUUCUGCGACUGCAGAAGCUGAACAUGCCUUGGGAGUCCUUCUGGCGCAGACACAAGGCCAUCUUGCGGAGUACCGCCCAGAUGGUUGAGCAUCAAAGAUUGGACGUUCCACACCACAUGCAGAAGCAGUCUCCUAUUCCAUACUUCAUCAAGAUGACCUCCUUUGUCACUUGCGCGCUUACUGUCGCUGGCGGCAGUUGGUACGUUGCUGUCGAUUUGACCACUGCCUCUGACUUGACUGCUAUUUACAACUGUUCCGCCUNNUUUUUCGCAUACGCUUUCGCUAUUCCUCUAUUAGGAGAACACUUCAAGUGGAACAAGGUCUUUGCCGUAGGCGUUGCCAUUGUUGGCGUGCUGGUUGUCGCAUAUGGCGACGUCAGCCCUAGCAAGCACGGAAGCAAGUCCGGCGGUGGCGCAGGUGGUCCUACCGCUCCAGAGCCCGAGGAAGCAUCCAACCGUGCUCUUGGUAACCUCGUUAUCGGUGUUGGAAGCGUGCUCUACGGCUUUUACGAAGUCUUGUACAAGAAACUCGCUUGCCCACCCGAGGGUUGCUCUCCUGUUCGCGGCAUGAUGUUUGCGAAUACCUUCGGCUCUCUGAUCGGUCUCUUCACCUUGACUGUCCUCUGGAUCCCCAUCCCCAUUUUGCAUUACACUGGCAUCGAAACGUUCGAACUACCUACUGGAGAGGCAGCAUGGAUGCUUCUCAUCUCCGUCAUGGCAAAUGCCACGUUUUCUGGAUCUUUCCUUGUGCUUAUUUCGCUCACGUCGCCCGUGUUGAGCUCUGUCGCUGCUCUGCUGACGAUUUUCUUGGUUGCUGUUGUGGAUCAAUUGCUUCCUCCGCCGCUUAACCAGCCCUUGACUGGUGCUGCUGUUGCUGGCGGUUUACUCAUCAUUGUAGCGUUUUUGUUGUUGUCAUGGGCCACGUACAGAGAAAUGGCUGAAGAGAGGCGGAAAAAGGAGAGUGAGGCGGAAAUCGAAAGCGAUAUCGAGAGCGUCAUCUAG